Calidris pugnax (ruff) is the source of this 3921-nucleotide messenger RNA. Its product is annotated as septin-2. The record is from RefSeq and is a predicted model, not a curated record. The annotation marks the transcript as partial. Gene Ontology annotation, cellular component: synaptic vesicle; septin ring; microtubule cytoskeleton. Lineage: Eukaryota; Metazoa; Chordata; Aves; Charadriiformes; Scolopacidae. Gene Ontology annotation, biological process: cell division; cytoskeleton-dependent cytokinesis; cilium assembly. Gene Ontology annotation, molecular function: GTP binding; GTPase activity; molecular adaptor activity. The transcript has 10 exons.
GGUGAAUCUGGAUUGGGAAAAUCUACAUUAAUAAACAGCCUCUUCUUGACAGAUCUCUACCCAGAAAGGAUAAUCCCAGGAGCUGCUGAGAAGAUUGAACGCACUGUGCAGAUUGAAGCCUCAACUGUUGAAAUUGAAGAGCGGGGUGUGAAACUACGUCUGACAGUUGUAGAUACACCAGGAUAUGGGGAUGCUAUCAAUUGUCGAGACUGUUUUAAGACCAUAAUCUCUUACAUUGAUGAGCAGUUUGAGCGAUAUCUGCAUGAUGAGAGUGGUUUGAACAGAAGACACAUCAUAGAUAACCGGGUUCAUUGCUGCUUCUAUUUCAUUUCACCGUUUGGUCAUGGCCUUAAGCCUCUGGAUGUUGAGUUUAUGAAGGCCAUACACAACAAAGUAAAUAUUGUACCAGUGAUUGCAAAAGCUGAUACGCUUUCUCUGAAAGAGCGAGAAAGACUAAAGAAAAGGAUUCUGGAUGAAAUAGAAGAGCAUGGCAUCAAGAUUUAUCACCUGCCUGAUGCUGAAUCAGAUGAGGAUGAAGAUUUUAAAGAGCAGACCAGACUCCUGAAGGCCAGCAUUCCAUUUUGUGUAGUAGGAUCCAAUCAACUCAUUGAAGCAAAAGGCAAAAAAGUUAGAGGUCGACUCUACCCAUGGGGUGUAGUUGAAGUGGAGAAUCCGGAACAUAAUGACUUCCUGAAGCUGAGGACCAUGUUAAUCACCCAUAUGCAAGAUCUUCAGGAGGUGACCCAGGAUCUUCACUAUGAGAACUUCCGCUCCGAGAGGCUCAAACGAGGCGGCAGGAAAAUAGAAGACGAAGAAGUAAAUAAGGACCAGAUUCUGCUUGAAAAAGAAGCUGAACUUCGUCGCAUGCAGGAGAUGAUUGCAAGAAUGCAAGCGCAGAUGCAGAUGCAGAUGCAAAGUGGAGAAGGAGAUAGCAGUGCAGUUCAUGGACACCAUGUAUAAAAUUACUUUAUACCCUGACUUAAAGGAGACUUUCUGAGUUGAAUUGCGGUGGUGUUAUACCAAACAGGCUGCCUUUUGCUCAUCAUGUGACUUGGAGUUUGCUUAAAAGUUUAAGAUGGAAAUGCAUUGUGGUAACUCCUGUGAUAUGUGUGUCAUAACAUGUACUCACUUGGUAUUUUAUAUAUUAAACACAUUUGACUUUGUUUAGUAAUUCUUAUAGUGAGCUUAUUUUCAAUUUCCCAUUGUACUAGGGAUACAAAUUAGACAUUGAAACUUUUCUAUCCUGGUAAAGUGUUAGAUUACUUUUUUUUUUUUUUUUUUAAUAUGGCUUAUUAGAUCCUUGCUUUUAACUUUGUAUUACAUUUAGACAUAAACAGCUGUCAGUCAUACCUUGUUCAAUGGCACUAGGGAUCCCUGCAAUGUUAGUUUUGUAUUUUUUUUGCUGUGUUUACAGGUGUGUGUCUGUGAAACCAUCAGUCCUUUCUUUGUCUCUGCUCAGUGCAGAUGAUUUUCUUAGCCUCUGCAAGUAUCCAAUUAAAAUUCAAGCAUGCCUUGUGUCUUAACAAAAGAAAUAAGAGGAAUUGCCUCUUUAAGAGGUAUACUGUAUUUUAUAUGACAGGCAUUAUUUCCUUUGCAUUUAACCUUGAGGAAUGUGUAUACUUUCUUGUUUGCCUAAAAUCUCCUAUUGCAGAUAAAUUUUAAAAGUUUCUUGUAGGUCAACACAAAUCAGUCCUGCUAUUUUCUGGCAUUACUGUAACCAUAUACACUUGAUAAAUGCUGAUAUUGUUAAAUGAGGUAAACCCCAAAGAGUAGUUUUUUAUGCAUAGGCGUUUCCGAUAUCCAAAUGCAUAUGAAAUUGUAUAAUUCCUAAUGAAUAUUUUCAUACUAUUUUUAGGGCAUUGCAAACUGUUAAUUAUAGUAUAAAAUAUAUCUAGCACACUUCUCUGUUUUUUUAAAGUGAUCUGUGCCUAACAAGAUCAAUGCAAACUGUAUUUUAAGGUCUUGCUCCGAGGUGGAGUUAGCAGUAUUACUUUGGAAGUGACUCUGAUAAAGUUACACUGGUUUUUUGGGUUUGUCUUUUUUAAGGCCAAGGUCACUUUCCUUAACACUGAUAAUAAAGGAGACUGUUUUUUAGCAUGGCUGGACUUCUACUACUUAUGGUAUCUGGUAUUGUAUUUGCAGUACAUAAAAACAGCUCUAGUAUACAGCUACAGGGGUGGGAGCUGGUAGGGUCAGCACUAAUACACCGGGGUUGGUUUUUCUACUACUUCUGAUAAAGCCAGCAACCAGAUUUCCUAAUCUGAUCUGUUCCAAAACAUUGUUAUCUAAAUAGCUGAUAAAUAGAUAGAAUAGCAACUUUUUUUCUCUUCUUUGAGCUCAGGUGCAGCUGUGACUUUUAAAUUUUUUUUUAAUGUUUCUUUAAAAAAAAAUAUAGGAUUUCUACAGCUAAUGUAUAAUUCCAAUGGUACUUAAGUGGAUUAAAUAUCAACCUGCCAAGCAACUGAAAUUCUUACCUGCCUGAAACUACUGUUUAUGAAUUGUUUUAUAUUUGAGUCUUUUUAAAAAUGUGAAGUAAAAUCCUGCAAUUGCAGCUUUUGCAAGGGACCUCCAGUUUUCUUCUCAAAAGCAAUUACGGUCAAGUUUUGCACAACUCAUCUGACCUUCCCUAAAUCUUGACAAAAGUGAAAAUGAGAACCUUUUUGUAUGUCGAGAUGCACAGAAGUUUUAAGUCCCGUUUUGUCAAAUAUUUGCAUAUAAAGCUUAGAUGGAAAAAUUUGCAGUUCUAAGUUCUCGUCUUGCUUUUUGGAAAGAAUGUGUAGAGGGAUAGCAAUGUGGCAGUACUCUCAAAAAACAUACCACGUCAUUUAUUUCUAAAUCUUUUGAUAUAUUUUUGUGGAUCAGUUGUCAUAAAUUUACCAAAAGAACUAUAGACUUAAGUCAUCGAAUACUUUGUGAAGUCCCAUGCUGUCCUUCAGUUGCCACAAUCUGGUCUGGUUCUGUUGGGUUUUUUUUCCCUGAUAAUACAGAGUUUGUCUACUGUUAAGCUCUUUGUCUGCUUUCUCCCUGUUAAACAUGUUGUGCUUCAGACACUGGCCUCUUUGCCAAGCAGAGCAACUCUGGAACAUUGUGUUUUCACCUAUAAGCUCAGUAGGGUAUGGUGAGCUGCAAUAGUACUGUGAACCCGUACUUGAAAAAAAAACUGUGAAAUCUAAAGGGGGGACUGGUUGUACAUGUAACUAUCUCCAUGUAUGUUGGUUUGAUAGCUUUUUCCUUUAUUUUCUAACAUGGGAACAGAAGCAGAUUGUCCGUGCAUUUAGUGCUGUUUGGUUACUACCUGUGGAAUUAUUUUAAGCAAUGUCUUAUUCUUUGAAAUAUCACGUAUCUAUUAAAAUAUUUGAUCAGGAUAAAAUACUCUGUUUGAUUCUUAGGCAAAUGAUUUUUGAUCUACAAAUUCUAGCAGGAGAAAUAUUUCCAUAUUUGUUUUGUUUGAUUUUUUUAUAGUAAAAAGCAAGUUGAUAGCACUUGCCAUUUUAACUGAAAUAUUUAAGACACCUGACUGCUGCUUCUUCCCAAGUCUUUGGGGCAGUGAUUCAUAGUAUGCCUGGUGUAUCUGAAGGUCUAUUUCCCCUUCACUUUUCUUGUGAUGGUUUCAUGGUAAGACAUGAAAAGUGAGACUACCUUUCUGAGAUUCUAUUUUAGACAAACUCAACUACUGGUAGAAGAAAGACUUGGAGACAAAAGGUAGAUGUUAUUUGGUGGCCUGCUGAACUGGCCACAAUUCUUUUCCUGUGACAGCACUGUAACUUUUUUUUUUACUUUAUCUUAACAGUGAAAAUACUUUUGAAUUUGCAGAGCUUUCUAGUUGGUAGCAAAAAUUACUUGCUUUUGGUACAAAAAUCUGUUAUAUUCUGUUUUAUGUACUGCCAUUAGCCAAAACUAUAAUAAAAAUGCUAAAAUACA